Fusarium redolens is the source of this 615-nucleotide messenger RNA. Its product is annotated as NAD binding domain of 6-phosphogluconate dehydrogenase-domain-containing protein. The record is from RefSeq and is a predicted model, not a curated record. Gene Ontology annotation, cellular component: mitochondrion. Gene Ontology annotation, molecular function: NADP binding; 3-hydroxyisobutyrate dehydrogenase activity. The transcript is spliced from 2 exons. Bases 1 to 615 code for a protein of 204 amino acids. NCBI's taxonomy places the organism in Eukaryota, Fungi, Ascomycota, Sordariomycetes, Hypocreales, Nectriaceae. Gene Ontology annotation, biological process: L-valine catabolic process.
AUGCUGCCUCGUGGAGAGCAUGUGCUCCAGGUCUUCACAGAAUCCCAAACUGGCCUUCUUUCCCUGUCCCCUGAGGAUGGCGAGGGCAAGGUUUUUAUUGACUGCUCUACCAUUGAUGUCAAGACAUCGCAGGGGAUUGGCAAGGUUGUUCAGCAGAGCGGCCUUGGUGUUUUUGCUGAUGUUCCCCUGUCGGGCGGCCAAGGCGGUGCCAACGCAGGAACCUUGAACUUCAUGGUAGGAGGUGAAGACGAUGUAUUUGAGAGAAUUAACCCCAUGCUGGCCUUGGUGGGAAAGACUGACAACAUCUUCCAUUGUGACUCAGUCAAGCUCGCUGGCGUCAUCAACAGCCGGGAGCAGAACCCUGUCAAGGGCGUGUCGCCCACGGCCUCGUCAGCCACAGGCUUCACGGGAGGCUUCUCUACCGAGCUCUGCAAUGGUGUGCUCGAGAUGUCGAUGGAGCUUGCACGGCAGCUGGGCGCCAAAUGCAUGCUAGAGCCCGUAGUGCGGAAGCUGUAUGGAACCGCCGCCAAGAACGAGAAAUGCUCCGGGCAGGUUUUCAGGAGCAUUUACUGUCAGUUUUCCGAGGAAGAGGGCAAGGAUCUUCCAAGAACGUAG